CUUGCGGCUAAGUUUGUUCGAAUCGUUUUCGGUUUCUUGUUCCUCUCGACUUCAUCGAGGAUGGCUUGCUUGGUUUCUCGCACCGGAAGGGACUUGCAGCGUUACGACAAUCUCGGACGCCGCCAAGUCGUCGGAUGCAUUCCCUAUAGAUUUAAAUGCAGCAACGAUGGAACCGUUACUGAUGAGUUGGAGGUUCUCUUAAUCUCUUCACAGAAAGGUCAAAAGAUGAUGUUUCCCAAGGGUGGUUGGGAGCUUGAUGAAUCCAGGGAAGAUGCUGCUUUAAGAGAGUCGGUUGAAGAAGCUGGAGUUAUUGGCAAUGUUGAGAUGAAUGUGAAGGAAGCUAGGGAUGUAUGCCAGCAUUGGUGGAUGAAGGAAGCAUUGGACAUAUUUGUUGAAAGACUGAGUUCUUUGCAGCAAUAGAAAGAAAAAACAUUUCAAUUUCAUUGUCUGUAAAUAGGGGUUUU
This is a messenger RNA of Hibiscus syriacus, 464 nucleotides long. Its product is annotated as nudix hydrolase 17, mitochondrial-like. Gene Ontology annotation, cellular component: cytoplasm; nucleus. Gene Ontology annotation, molecular function: hydrolase activity. The transcript has 5 exons. The record is from RefSeq and is a predicted model, not a curated record. NCBI's taxonomy places the organism in Eukaryota, Viridiplantae, Streptophyta, Magnoliopsida, Malvales, Malvaceae. The coding region runs from base 61 to 420 and encodes 119 amino acids.